Messenger RNA from Gracilinanus agilis (Agile Gracile Mouse Opossum), 1456 nucleotides. It is a transcript of the gene CATIP, whose product is annotated as ciliogenesis associated TTC17 interacting protein. Bases 1 to 1176 code for a protein of 391 amino acids. Lineage: Eukaryota; Metazoa; Chordata; Mammalia; Didelphimorphia; Didelphidae. The record is from RefSeq and is a predicted model, not a curated record. Gene Ontology annotation, biological process: cilium organization; actin filament polymerization. The transcript has 10 exons.
AUGCCGGUCAAAGGCAUCAAACCCUUGGAGCCCCAAGUGUCGCCAGAAUCACCGCUGCCCCCGCCUGAAGCCAAUUCUGAAGCCUUGGAAUUUCUCGCUUCGCUCAGUCAAGAAGAAAUCCAACUGCUCUUUUUCUCUGAGACCCUGUACAUGGUGUCUGAGAGUGGCCAGCCUCUGGGGGAGUAUACCGUGGACAUAAAACCAGCAUAUUUCCUUACCUCUGAAGGGGAAUUCACACUCAGUGCCCUGGUACAUGCUACCAGCAGGGGCCAGCUGGAUGAAAUACCCUGUGGGACCACCAUCUCUGGCUAUAUCUCCUGGUCGUUGGAAACAUAUGAACAGCACCAUCAUGAAUUUAUUAAGUUCCUACCAAUGGCAUUUGACAGGAAGAUCACCUUAAUGAGGCACACAGGAAGCAUGGUUAUGACUAGGAGCGUCAAGGAAGGUGAUGCGGUAAAGUCUGAAAAGUUGACGUUUGGCCUGAAUCUCAUGAAUGGGUUCAUCUCAGAGUCUGCCAACCUGAUCCUGCUAAGGGUGAUGGGGUGGCGACGGAAGGUUCCCCACAAUGCCAGAUUCCUGACCUUUGAUGCAGAAGGAAAGCUCUGCCAUUCCACCUAUGAAUCCCUGGGCUUCCAAACCAUUCAGUUAGGCUCAGAGAAGGCUGAAGCAAUGGUAGUAGAGCAGACGAUGCAUUCUGACGAAGACAUCCCCAUGACGUGGCAGUACUACCUGUUAUCUGAUGGGCACCUAGCAAAAAGAAUCCAGGUGGGAUCCCCAUUCUCUUGCAUCAUCACCAAGAAGCCCAUAAUGAGAGAGGAGGAUGAGAUUGAGCCUAAACCAGUGUUUGGAAAGAAAUCCUUGAAUUGGGAAGAAGAUCCUCAGCUCUUUGCCAUUUUCAGGGAUCGGAAGGAAGAGCUCCAAGCAAGCCAUACCACUUAUAUGCGGCGUCACCCAGAGGCUCAGAACCUGAUCUCCGACUUCUUACUCUUCCUGUUGCUUCGUCAGCCUACUAACGUGGUAACCUUUGCUGCUGAGUAUUUUGGCCCCUUUGCCAGGAACCGGCCACCUCAGCCCCCCUUCAGGUCCUCGACCCGCCCCAGCCCCUUCCGAAACCUUUCCCGUUUGAGUCCCUGGUGUGCUUUGCCAGAAGAUAAGCCAGGCCCAUCAUCACAAUAGAAUCCUAAAGACUUUCCUCCUUAUAGCUAGAGAAAAGCAUGAGUCCUUAGCCACAAGGGAGGUGGGAAGAAAUCUCCAGGCAAAAUAUCCUGGACUUAAAGGACUGAUGGAGCCCAGGAGGCUGGGAGCACAAGAAUAGGAAGAUAAGGGUCAGGGCAAGAGGGAAGGCAGAGCUUAUCCUCUAUCAUCAGGCCUUACUAGGAGUCCCAAAAUAAGAAUAAAAAGGGGACCCUGUUGGCUUCUCCCUAACUUCUAACGCUCUGUGUCCAGUGUCUUGUGU